Ostrinia nubilalis (European corn borer) is the source of this 960-nucleotide messenger RNA. Its product is annotated as osteopetrosis-associated transmembrane protein 1. Bases 77 to 940 code for a protein of 287 amino acids. The record is from RefSeq and is a predicted model, not a curated record. Gene Ontology annotation, cellular component: cytosol. The transcript has 5 exons. Lineage: Eukaryota; Metazoa; Arthropoda; Insecta; Lepidoptera; Crambidae.
CAGUUGUGUAUUUUUGUAUUGUUGACCACUUUGUUGACAAAGAAUAGAAGAAACUUGUGUUCAAAAAAUUUAUAAAAUGAGAAAAUAUCUUAGUUUUUUUAUACUCUAUUUCUUGCAUAGUUCAAUAAGUGCAAAUGACGAAAGUUUUAUCAAUGCUCAAGAGAUUAUGAAACUAAUAAGAGGAGGAGGCUACAUUAAGCCUUACCCAGAAGAAUGUACUACCAUUUUGAAGCUGCUAGCUCACUCUGCCUCUGAUUUUACAUUGUGUUCUAUUACAAAUGCCAAACCCAUAACACUGUGUAAAAACUGUAUCACCGACUAUUUAGCAUUCUCCAAUACUUAUCAUAACUUGACAACCACAAUAAUAAAUGGGACUUCAUGCGGGUCCUUGUUUAUCUCUCAAGACAGAUUUGAUGUUGUUUUAGAAUUUCAUGACCGCAUUACAGAUAUUUGGAAUAAAGGACAUUGUGAUGAUUGUUUUGACUUCUCAGAAGGGGCAGCAAAACCUUCAAAUAACACAAUGAAGUUUAAUAAAAUGUUUGAAGACACCAUAAACUGUAUUAACAGUAACUUGGAUCCGACAUCGAACAAUACUGAUGAAGUUUGUGUUCAAUGUAUGCAAUCUUACUUAGCCCUAGACAUGUUUUAUAAGACAUUGAGUAAGGAUUCCAUUGGUGUUGACACUGUUUGUAUGGACACAGUUGAUUCAAUGAAUACUACAAGAUCCAUAUGGAGCAAGACCCUCAAUUGCUGCAAGCUGAGAAAGACCCCUGAGGUCAUAUUCUUGUGUUGUACAGCUAUCAUAUCACUUUUACCACUGCUGUAUUAUGUUGCUGUCAGAUAUUGUGGCCCCAUCAGAGAUUUACCUAAUGUUCUCAAAGAAUCCAGAUUCAAGCAAUCAAUAAUGAGAUCUGUUCAAAGUUAUAGAAGGAUAAAUUGAAAUAAAACCAAUACAAAAUU